GGCCCAGGGGUCACACUUGUCCACGGGAGGGGCGGGGCGCUCCUGCUGGGUCCCCGCCCCUCUCGGAAGUGCUACGGCCACGGUGCUUCCGGUUCCGCUUACUCCUUCCGGUCGUCAUGGAGACGGAGCGUCUCGGGGUGGGGGAGACGCUGGGGGCCCUCAACGCGGCCCUGGGGCCCGGCGGCCCCGUGUGGUUCAAGGAGACGCACGCCCGGCACCUGCGCGCUCGCGACUUCCUGGCGCCGCGGCGCGCGCUCCAGGCGCGCUUCCGGGACGGGCAGGUGCCCGAGCGCGUGUUGCGCGCGGUCGCCGGCCUCCAGGGCCCCGGCGUGGCCCCGGUGCUGCGCUGCGAGCCGACCCCCGCGGGCCUGUCGCUGCGGCUGCAGAGGCCCGCCGUGUUCCGGCGCGUGCUGGGCGCCGUGGCCGCCUACGCCGCGCCCGCCGCGCGCCCCGCCCCGCGCCCGCGCGUCCUGGUGCACUGCCCGGCCCUGCGCGGCCGCCCCGCCGCGCUCCGCCUGAGCCAGCUGCGCGCCGUGCUCGUGGCCGACCACCUCGUGCGCGCGCUGCGCGCUCAGGAGGUAUGCGUGCGCCCCGUGCCCGCCGUGCGGGACCCGCACAUGCGCCGCUUCCUGGAGAAGCUGAAGGUGGACUGGCCCGCCGUCGCCGCCCCGGAGCCCGCCGCCCCCACCCCGGCCCUGAGGAGCCGCCUGCUCGCCCAGCUGAGCCCCACGCGGGACGGGGAGGCCCCGCCCCCCGGGGUGCUGGGGAGACUGUGCUUGAAGGAUGUGAUGAGCCAACGGGGCCUCGGAGCCGGCUAUGACCCUCACGUGGACAACUGUCUGGUCACUGAGGAUCUGCUGUCUGUGCUGUCUGAGCUGCAGGAGGCCGCGCGCCAUUGGCCCGAGGGCGGCUCCCCAGGUCGGCCUGUAGCUCCAGCCGCGGAUGCAGCCGGCUGCGUGGCCGUCCACGUGGUGAGCUGUGAGGAGGACUUCCAGCAACAAAAGAUGGAUCUCCUCUGGUGGAAGUUGGACGAGCAGGCGCCCGUCAUCCAGAAACACCUGCUCUGUGGCCCCGUGAAAGUAGCUGGCGCACCCGACAAUCUGCUGACCGCCUCUGAGUACUAUGAGCUCCGGCAUGCCCAGGUGUGCAAGGCGUCCGCACUGAAGCACGGUGGGGACGUGACAAAAGACCCAGACUGGACAGAGAUCAUCGGGGUUCUGUGUGCGGCCACCAUCAAGUUUGAGAUGCUGAGCACGGGCCCGCAGAGUCAGCUGCUCCUGGCCGACAGCAGCGCCUCCACCAAGAGCACCAAGAGCGGCGUCUUCGUCCUGUACAACUGCGCCCGCCUGGCCACACUCUUCGAGGGGUACGAGCGCAGUGUGGAGCGAGGCCUGUACCCCCCGUUCCCGCCCGUGAGCAGCCUGGACUUCUCCCUGCUCCACGAUGAGGGCGAGUGGCUGCUGCUCUUCAAUGGCGUCCUGCCCUUCCCGGACCUGCUGAGCCCCGCCACGGCGCUGGCCUGCGCGGCCCCGGGGCUCCACGCCCCCGCGCGCACGGAGAUGGUGUGCAAGUUCCUGGUCCAGCUGAGCAUGGACUUCAGCUCCUACUACAACAGGGUACACGUCCUAGGGGUGAGCGCGCAGGCCCCGAGGGGGGGGGCUGGGGUGCGGGGGGGGGGGCGCGAGGGAGAAGCAGAGGCUGAGCCCCGCCCCCCCCCCCUCCAGGAGCCGCGGCCGCACCUCUUUGGUGCGAUGUUUGCGCGCCUGCAGCUGCUGCGGGCCGUGCGGGAGGUGCUGCGCGCGGGCCUGGCGCUGCUGGGGCUCCCGCCGCUCAGCCGCAUCUGACGCCGGCCACGGGGGCCCAGCGGCCCAAGACACCCCGAGUCACCGGUGUGAG
This is a messenger RNA of Perognathus longimembris pacificus (Pacific pocket mouse), 1896 nucleotides long. RefSeq names its product DALR anticodon binding domain containing 3 (gene Dalrd3). Lineage: Eukaryota; Metazoa; Chordata; Mammalia; Rodentia; Heteromyidae. The record is from RefSeq and is a predicted model, not a curated record. The coding region runs from base 117 to 1844 and encodes 575 amino acids. The transcript has 11 exons. Gene Ontology annotation, molecular function: ATP binding; arginine-tRNA ligase activity; tRNA binding. Gene Ontology annotation, biological process: tRNA C3-cytosine methylation; arginyl-tRNA aminoacylation.